Fragaria vesca subsp. vesca is the source of this 3676-nucleotide messenger RNA. RefSeq names its product importin subunit beta-1-like. The transcript has 3 exons. Gene Ontology annotation, cellular component: nucleus; cytoplasm. Gene Ontology annotation, biological process: protein import into nucleus. Gene Ontology annotation, molecular function: nuclear import signal receptor activity; small GTPase binding. The record is from RefSeq and is a predicted model, not a curated record. NCBI's taxonomy places the organism in Eukaryota, Viridiplantae, Streptophyta, Magnoliopsida, Rosales, Rosaceae. The coding region runs from base 80 to 2692 and encodes 870 amino acids.
AAGAAGAAGAAGAAGCCCUCUCUGCUCCGAUCCGUAACCGCACGGUUUUCCAAGCUCUCUCUUCGUUUACAGAUACAGUAUGGCGCUGGAAGUUACCCAGGUGCUUCUGAAUGCUCAAGCAAUAGAUGGCACUGUGCGGAAGCAGGCUGAAGAAAGCUUGAAACAGUUGCAGGAGCAAGAUCUUCCUUUGUUUUUGUUAUCUCUUUCUAGAGAGCUAGCGAAUGAAGAGAAACCUGUCGAGAGCCGAAAAUUAGCUGGUUUGAUACUGAAGAAUGCUUUGGAUGCUAAGGAACAACAUAGGAAGUCUGACCUUGUUCAGAGAUGGCUGGCACUAGAUCCUUCUGCGAAGAACCAGAUUAAAAUGUGCUUGUUACAGACCCUUUCUUCCCUUGUGGCAGAUGCUCGUUCAACUACUUCACAAGUCAUUGCGAAAGUUGCUGGUAUUGAGUUGCCUCAGAAACAGUGGCCAGAACUGAUUGGAUCACUCUUGUCGAAUAUUCACCAGUUACCGCCUCAUGUAAAGCAAGCCACUUUAGAGACUCUUGGCUACUUGUGUGAGGAAGUCUCGCCUGAAGUUGUGGAUCAAGAUCAAGUAAAUAAAAUACUGACGGCUGUAGUUCAGGGUAUGAAUGCAUCUGAAGGGAGCACUGAGGUUAGACUUGCUGCCACCCGAGCACUGUACAAUGCUUUGGGUUUUGCUCAAGCCAACUUUAGCAAUGCUAUGGAGCGUGAUUAUAUUAUGAGAGUUGUCUGUGAGGCAACUCUCUCCCCAGAUUUGAAGAUACGACUGGCUGCUUUUGAGUGUCUGGUUGCAAUUUCAUCAACUUACUACGACAAAAUAGCCCCUUACAUUCAAGACAUCUUUAACAUCACAGCAAAAGCAGUUAGGGAAGACCAGGAACCAGUUGCUCUUCAAGCCAUUGAAUUCUGGAGUUCAGUUUGUGACGAGGAGAUAGAUAUAUUGGAAGAUUAUGGGGGUGAUUUUACAGGGGACUCUGAUAUUCCUUGCUUUUACUUUAUCAAGCAGGCACUCCCUGCUCUUGUCCCUAUGCUUUUGGAGACACUACUUAAGCAGGAAGAGGAUCAGGAUCAGGAUGAAGGAGCUUGGAAUAUUGCUAUGGCUGGGGGAACAUGCCUUUGUCUAGUGGCUCGGACAGUGGGCGACGAUAUUGUUCCGCUUGUCAUGCCAUUUAUUGAAGAAAACAUAACAAAGCCAGAGUGGAGGCAAAGGGAAGCAGCGACUUAUGCUUUUGGUUCCAUCUUGGAGGGUCCGUCGGCAGACAAGUUGACACCUAUUGUUAAUGUUGCUUUGACAUUCAUGCUCAGUGCUUUGACAAAGGACCCAAACAACCAAGUGAAGGACACUACUGCUUGGACCUUAGGAAGGAUUUUUGAAUUCCUUCAUGGUUCAACUGUGGAUGCACCGAUUAUUACACCAGCAAACUGCCAACAGAUCAUCACAGUUCUUCUUCAAAGCAUGAAGGAUGUGCCAAAUGUUGCUGAGAAGGCCUGUGGCGCUCUUUAUUUUCUUGCCCAGGGUUAUGAGGAUAUAGGGGCAUCAUCUCCCCUGGCUCCUUUUUUCCAGGAAAUUGUUCAAUCUUUAAUCACUGUUACUCACAGAGAAGAUGCUGGGGAAUCACGAUUAAGGACUGCUGCAUAUGAAGCGUUGAAUGAAGUUGUUAGAUGUUCGACUGAAGAAACUGCUUCCAUGGUAUUGCAACUUGUACCUCUUAUAAUGAUUGAACUGCACAAGACUCUUGAGGGCCAGGGACUAGCAUCUGAUGAGAGAGAGCGGCAGAGUGAGUUACAGGGACUUCUCUGUGGGUGCUUACAAGUCAUUAUUCAAAAGCUAGGUUCGUCAGAGCCAACCAAAUAUGUUUUUCUGCAGUAUGCAGAUCAGAUAAUGGGACUUUUCUUGAGAGUAUUUGCUUGUAGAAGUGCUACUGUCCAUGAGGAAGCCAUGCUUGCCAUUGGGGCCCUUGCUUACGCAAGUGGCCCAGAAUUUGCAAAAUACAUGCCCGAGUUUUACAAGUAUCUGGAAAUGGGUCUUCAGAAUUUUGAGGAGUACCAAAUCUGUGCUGUCACGGUCGGUGUUGUAGGGGAUAUUGCUAGGGCAUUGGAAGAUAAGAUUCUGCCAUAUUGUGAUGGAAUAAUGACCCUACUGCUAAGGGAUUUAUCAAGUAACCAGCUGCACCGCUCUGUAAAGCCUCCUAUAUUUUCCUGCUUUGGUGAUAUAGCUCUGGCGAUAGGAGAGAACUUUGAGAAGUACUUGAUAUAUGCCAUGCCAAUGCUUCAGAGUGCUGCUGAGAUGUCGGCCCGCACAUGUGCUGAUGAUGAAUUGACAGACUAUACCAAUUCUCUAAGAAAUGGAAUCUUGGAGGCAUAUUCUGGGAUUUUCCAAGGUUUCAAGAACUCACCAAAAACACAGCUCUUGAUAGCUUAUGCUCCUCAUAUCCUGCAGUUCUUGGAUAGCAUAUACAUGGGGAAAGACAUGGAUGAUGUGGUGAUGAAAACAGCUAUUGGAGUUCUGGGAGAUCUAGCAGAUACACUGGGAAGUCAUGCAGGCUCUUUGAUACAGCAAUCUAUGUCUAGCAGAGAGUUUUUGAAUGAAUGCUUGUCUUCAGAAGAUCUUUUGAUUAAAGAAUCUGCAGAAUGGGCCAAGUUGGCAAUUAGUCGUGCCAUUUCUGUCUGAGGCUGCCACCUGGUGUAUUCUAUUUGUUUGGAAGUCCCUGCAUGCAUUUGGGUGUGUUGAGUUGGGUCAUAGAAUUGCAUGAGUCAAGCAUCACCAUUUUCAGUCGGGCAACGGAAGCUGUGUCAGUCUUCAAGUUGUCACUAACUUGCAUCAUCUACAAAAGUUGUGACUAACAAUUGCAUCAGCACAAAGGGCUUGGGUCCUGGUAAUUUCAUAGAAGAGUGGGCAGUGAGUGUCACUGAAGCGGUUUAAGGCAUGCAGGUCACAGAGGAUUUUGGCACCAGAGUGGACGGUAAGUGACAUUGAUGAGUGCAACUUUUCUCAGCCACUCAGGUCGAUUGGUCUUUGAAUACUGAAGGUCUUACCAAUAUGUGUGUCUCCUGCGGUGAUCUCCUCCAGUGAUUUUUGGGUCAGAAUGCAUAAAUUCCCUAAUGUUUGCUCGGGUGCUGACGCCUUAUCACCACCCGUUGUGUGCCAUGUCCCUCACGUCUUCCUUACCAGGUCUUGAUUCCUGAAUCUAGAGUCUGCAUCUAUUCAUAUCUUCAUUCAUCCGUCAUAGUUAGUGUGUAUUCCAGAAUAUCUCAUCAGCAGAUCUGACUGCUUUCUCUUAUGGGUUGAGGGUCGAGACGUGCUAUUGGAAAACGCAGAUCCUGCAUUGCAUUAUUCAUUUUUCAUAUUCACAAAGUUAUUAGAUUUAAGUCAGUUUCAUAUGUCCAAUAUACCAUGCAUUUCAUGAAAUCAUUGUAAUGCGGCUUUUUUGAAGAACAGGUUUUUCUUUUGCUCAGGAACAUGUAAUAACUUCUUGGGUUUUGCUAUCUCCACCUUUUGGAAUUUGGUAUCAUUCAACAUCACAAAGUGUAAUGGUGCUUGAUUGGGAGAGGCAUUGUAUUUGGUGGAUUGCCUCAUUUGUUAUCUUUCAAGACAUAUUACAAAUUAAACUUUAUGUGAAUUUUGUGAUAUAAUUUUCAUUACCCCUUGCAACAA